AUGGACCAAUUCAACGACAAGACGUCUUCGGCAGCUGGAGGGCAUAAUAUUAUUCCUCCGUUGACCUCACCCGGUCAGGACUCUCGACCCAGCAUUUCUCUCGGUGACAUCUCUUCCUGCGAUGAUGCCCUCCAGUUCACAUCUUUUGAGCCCUUCAGCGGCGCGAACUCUCCAUUCGACUUUGAGGGAGCCCUGGACUACAUUGGCGACGGUCUAGGAAGCGGGUGGAUCACUCCUUUGGCAUCCUGCUCCAACUGUAUCACCUGGGGCUAUCAGUGUCAAACAGCACAAGAACGCCAGGUCUGUUGCGUCUUCUGUGGCGAGGUUGAGCCAAGUCAAGAACACAUCAACAAUCAUAACCCCUCCGCCUGCCAGGAACGCACGUUCAACAGAAAGGAUCACUUGAAGCAACAUCUACGCCUGGUUCAUAAUGCCGGCCUGCUUGACUGGUCUGCCAAGCUUUGGAGAGUCGCUGUCCCAGACAUUAGGUCUCGCUGUGGCUUUUGCGGUGCACUUCUGGACACUUGGUCUUUCAGAGCGGAUCACCUGGCAGACCACUUCAAGAUGGGGCAGGACAUGGCAAAUUGGAAGGGCGACUGGGGUUUCGAGGAAGCUGUGUUGGAUAUGGUUGAAAACUCGGUGCCUCCAUACCUUAUUGAGUACGAGCGCUUUUCUCCAUUCCCCUAUCAGGCCAGCGGAACCCCUCCAGAGUCUCCUAGAAAUGCGUUCGGAUUGCUCACUCUUGAGCUCAACCACUUUUUGCGAAUGUUCUACGACAAGACCGGAAACAUGCCUGACAACAAGGAAAUACAACUGGAAGCCUGCCGUAUUAUCUUCGCCUCGGAGAUAUCGUCGUCUCUAGAAUACGAUAUUGGCGCUUUGCAUGCGUCGUGGGUGCGGGACUUGAUCACAUCGUCAGACGAAAUCACUCGGAAGGCUCGAUUUGGACCCAUCAGAUCUGUCGCCGAAAGCAUGAUGUCUGUUCUUCAAAUCAAAGGCAAACGGAGCCUUUUCGAGCAUUGCCCUUGCGAGACGCAACUGCAGAGCUUUGUUGAUGCCCGAAGCGUAUUGGGCCUAGGUGUUAUUACUGAUCUGGAGUUGCAGAACGAAGCCUCCAAGAUCGUGCUGGGUAUGGGCAAAGAAUGUGGAGUAUCGCCAUCUGACUUCGUGGCCAACUGGCUCAUCAACCUGAUCGGCUCAUCAACGGACUGGCUCACGGGGUUUAGGGCCAGAAAACGACUUCCUUUCCCCGAAAGCCCAGCCAAGUCUCCGAUUCAACAACUGCAGUCAACUUUUGGGGAUCAAGGGGGGUCUUUCAAUGAGCCACUUCCGCAAGACACUACCGACCGCAUCGGGCUCAGUACUCACGACGGGCGCUUCAACAACCUGUUGAAUGAAGAAAGCAGCUCUUUCCUAUCUCAACUAGGAGAUCUCGAUCCUGCAUUUACUAGUGAUCUUGAAACGGCAGCUCUGGCAUUAGGCAUGGACUCCCAUGCACCUGCAUCGCUGGUGCCUUCGCCGGAUGCCGUGCCGUCUCCUUCUGGUGUCAACGCUAAUGCACCAUGGGAUGGGCGAGUGAGCCCGGGUGUGAAGGAAGACAAGAUGGAUCUGGAACUUCCGCCAGCUUGGUCUAGGGUAAAGGCCAACUAUGCAUUCUUCAAUGACGCCAACUUCAACCGGUGGCUAGCUCUAGAGCUCCGACGCUGGGUUGCAGCAACCAUGUCUCCGAACAACCCCAAUUGUCACAUCCCUACAGAUCAGGAGCUACAGCAUCAAGCUCGCUUCAUUGUCUUUGAAGAUGGUGAUCCUUGGAAUCAAACAUCGGCAGACAACCUAGAAUGGUUACGACGCUUCAAACGCGACGUUGGCAUCCCAACCAAGACAGAUCACGGAUUCACGAAAGGACCACUGGACUCUCAAUCUGCAGACUCGGGCGUUGGAAGACCAAAGUCUUCCUGA
Colletotrichum siamense is the source of this 1959-nucleotide messenger RNA. RefSeq lists its product as uncharacterized. The transcript has 5 exons. NCBI's taxonomy places the organism in Eukaryota, Fungi, Ascomycota, Sordariomycetes, Glomerellales, Glomerellaceae. The record is from RefSeq and is a predicted model, not a curated record. Bases 1 to 1959 code for a protein of 652 amino acids.